GUCAUCAGCUUCCUUUUUAAUAGUUGUAGUUGGGCGCAGAUACGUUAGCUUGUAGUCCUGUGCAUUGGCAGGCUGAACUAGUAGGCUAAUUGGCUUCCAUAGCUGGUUAACUAACGAUUUAACCUACUGCUUUCACCGGAAAGGAGUCCAUCCUAUGUCGAGACCAUGGAUGAUUUCUCGCUGUCAGAUGCCCUAGGAGAUGAUACCACAAGGCAGGCAAAGAAAAUAGGCAACACUAACCCAUCUGCCCCUGCCUGCAACCCUCCACCUCCUACAAAUCCAGGAUGGCCUGGUUCAGCCCCUGGGGCCCCAACCCAGCCCUCUGCUCCAGGUAACUUUGCUGGUGGGAUGUCUGGCCCAGGAGCACCUGGGCAGUUUCCAUUUCCCUCUGGUCCUGGAGCACCAGGGCAAUAUCCAGGACCUCCUUCAGCACCUGGUGGGUUCCCCCCUGGUUCUGGGAUACCUGGACAAUAUCCACCUGCACCAGGAGCCCCAGGACAUUUCUCCUCCAGCCCUGGAGCUCCAGGGCAGUUCCCUGGGCAGUUCCCUGGGCAGUACCCACCCGAGGGAGCUCCAGGACAGCUACCUGGAGGCCCUGCUCCUUACCCAACUGGACCCUUUCCUUCUGGCCCUGGAGCUCCCCCUGGGCCUUACCCAAAUGCACCUUUCCCAGGAAGUCAACCAAUAGGAGGCACUGGAAUGUACGGCCCAAGUGGUCCUGGUGCAUAUCCACCUCCAGCUGGCCCUGGCUCAUUCCCUGCAUUCCCUGCUGGAGGCUUUCCCCCUAUACCUCCUGGGUCAUGGGGACCACCUGCAGGUGGAGGCUUCCCUCCUGCUCCUGCUCCUGGCUCCUAUGGUCCUGGCCCUGGGCCUACAGGCCCAUACGGUGGGCCUGCUGCUCCAGGAGGCAUGCUGAUGCCGUAUGAUCUCCCACUUCAUGCUGGAAUUUUGCCGCAACUUUUGAUCACAAUAGUAGGGGAGCCUUUCCCUGGUGCAGACAGGUUCCAUGUUGACUUCAUCAAAGGUCAAGAUGUCGUCUUUCAUUUCAACCCUCGAUUUAAUGAGCAAACCGUUGUUAGAAACUCCAAUUUAGGUGGAUGUUGGGGGCCAGAGGAGCGGGAUGGAGGCUUCCCAUUUGUUCGAGGACAACGUUUUGAGCUGAAGAUCCUUGUGGAGGAGGACAUGUUUAAAGUGGCAGUGGAUGGCACCCACCUGCUGGAGUACGAACACAGAAUCGGUGGGCUAGAGGAUGUGACCUUGCUGCGAGUGGUCGGAGACAUCAUCCUCUACAGCGCAGCCCCGAGCAUGAUCUGAAUCCCAGAGCUUGUACAUCGCAUAGUACACAGAAACCCUAGUUCCAACUUUACCACUGUAAUUCAAUAUUUGAAAUCCCUUCAAAUACUUUGAUGCUUUUGAUGGAAUUUGCAAGGAACAAAAGUUAAUGAAGUGUAAUCUUUGUCCACAUGGCACGUCAUCAUUCAUUACAGAACAGAUGACAGGUUUAGCCAGGUCUGCACCUUGUAAUCCUUUUCUGUUUUUCACUGGAUGACAUCUUUAUUUUAUAUACACUCACAAUCCAGUAUAUUUAAUGACAUAGUUUAAGUGAAGUGCAUCUAAAAGAUGUUUUAAGGAAAUAUUAAUAUAAUACUAAUAGUAGUCCUAAUGAAAAAUUUGUAGGCCAGGUGGUAAAGUGCGAUGUGUCCCAAACAUUUCUUUUAUUUCCAGCUUGAGUGCUGUAUUUUUGUUUACAGUACAUGUAUGUUUAUUACUCUGUCCUUGAUAAGCCUUCAUAAUGCAUGAGUGUGAUGCUGAAAAUCAGUUGAUCUCCCUUCCACUAUCUUCUGCUGGCUGAUCCUCGAGGACUCACUAACCUGUAAACAAUAGGCUAAAGGAGUUUUCUGAAAUGUGUUUAAAUCCUUU
Monopterus albus (swamp eel) is the source of this 1920-nucleotide messenger RNA. It is a transcript of the gene lgals3a, whose product is annotated as lectin, galactoside binding soluble 3a. The record is from RefSeq and is a predicted model, not a curated record. Bases 166 to 1314 code for a protein of 382 amino acids. NCBI's taxonomy places the organism in Eukaryota, Metazoa, Chordata, Actinopteri, Synbranchiformes, Synbranchidae. Gene Ontology annotation, cellular component: cytoplasm; nucleus; immunological synapse. Gene Ontology annotation, molecular function: disaccharide binding; laminin binding; IgE binding. Gene Ontology annotation, biological process: neutrophil chemotaxis; eosinophil chemotaxis; macrophage chemotaxis. The transcript has 6 exons.